Messenger RNA from Nicrophorus vespilloides, 811 nucleotides. Its product is annotated as tRNA (guanine-N(7)-)-methyltransferase. Gene Ontology annotation, biological process: RNA (guanine-N7)-methylation; tRNA methylation. The record is from RefSeq and is a predicted model, not a curated record. The transcript has 3 exons. Gene Ontology annotation, molecular function: tRNA (guanine(46)-N7)-methyltransferase activity. Gene Ontology annotation, cellular component: tRNA methyltransferase complex. The coding region runs from base 34 to 762 and encodes 242 amino acids. Lineage: Eukaryota; Metazoa; Arthropoda; Insecta; Coleoptera; Silphidae.
AAUAUUUCAGGUUAAUUUUUAGUAUUAGUAAACAUGGGGAAGGAAGAUGAGGUUGGUGAUUUGGUUAAUCUACCCCAAAAACGGUAUUACCGACAAAGGGCUCACUCGAAUCCCAUAGCGGAUCACUGCAUUGAUUAUCCACAGACUCCUGAUGAUAUGGAUUGGGAUAAGUAUUACCCAAACAAAGGGGAAAAGAGCGUGGAAUUCGCAGACAUUGGUUGCGGUUAUGGUGGGUUACUCAUAACCCUAGCCCCAAUGUUUCCUGAAAGCCUGAUGAUUGGCAUGGAAAUUAGAGUGAAAGUUUCUGAUUAUGUGAUGGAUCGCAUUGCAGCUCUGAGAAUUCAAAACCCUGAUGUUUACAAAAACGUCGCUUGUCUCAGGACGAACGCCAUGAAAUAUUUGCCAAAUUACUUCAAGAAAGGCCAACUGAAAAAGAUGUUCUUUUUGUACCCAGACCCACAUUUCAAGAAAGCAAAGCACAAGUGGCGCAUCAUCAAUAAAACGCUAUUAGCCGAAUACGCAUAUGUUCUGAGAGAGGACGGUAUUGUUUAUACUGUGACUGAUGUUAAAGAUUUACAUGAAUGGAUGGUUCUACAUUUUGAGGAACAUCCUUUAUUCGUCAGAAUUACAGAUGAAGAAUUGAAAUCUGAUCCAGUUGUUGACAAGUUGUUUAGUAGUUCAGAGGAAGGGCAGAAAGUGACGAGAAAUAACGGGGACAAGUUUUUGGCUGUAUUCAGGCGUAUUCGAGAUCCAAGCGUUUAAUUUAUUAUUUCAACUAAAUAUUCAAUGGAUUAAUCUAAUUGGAUUUAUG